UCCCAUAUAAGCUCUCCUGUACCUACUCGGAUCUCCUCUUUGCUCAUCUCCUCAAGCGUUACGUUUCCACGUGGCCUAUUCCAAUCUACUCUUUUCUUGUCCCCUUUUCCAUUAAGUCAUUCUUUCAAUUCGAUCUUCGGGUUGCAUAGACGCUCUGCUAUCUUGAAAUAAACAUUGAAAUCUUCCAAUUUAGCUUUGUGAAAAUGGCUUCUGCCGCGAGAACUUUCUCUCGCUCCGCCUUGCGUUCCGGGCUUUCCUUCCGAGCUGCUGCGAAAUCGAAUGCUCGUGCUGUGCUCCCAAGACAAGCAGUGCGCAAUUCACACCGCGGAUUUGCUACUGAAGCCUCCCCCAAGUCUGGUGGUUCUGGCCUUGCGUGGGGUCUGGGUCUGGUAGCUGCCGGCGGUGCUGGCUACUACUUCUACUCUAAGAGCACCAGCGCAGGCGAAGUGGCGGAGAAGAGCAAGCCGCAAGUCUUCACGCCCAAGAAGGAGGAUUUCCAGGCUGUGUACGAUGCCAUUGCCAAAGCACUUGAGGAGCACGACGAUUAUGAUGAUGGCAGUUAUGGCCCUGUUCUUCUGAGACUUGCCUGGCACGCCAGUGGAACAUACGACAAGGAGACCGGCACUGGUGGCUCCAAUGGAGCCACUAUGCGAUUUGCUCCAGAGGGUGACCACGGAGCUAAUGCUGGCCUGAAAGCCGCUCGCGACUUCCUUGAGCCCAUCAAAGCACAAUUCCCUUGGAUUACCCACUCCGAUCUCUGGACCCUUGGCGGCGUCUGUGCCAUUCAGGAGAUGCAGGGACCCAAGAUUCCAUGGAGACCCGGUCGUCAAGAUCGUGACGUGAGCUUCUGCACGCCUGAUGGACGUCUUCCCGAUGGCUCUAAGGAGCAAAGCCACCUUCGAGCCAUAUUCCACCGCAUGGGAUUCGAUGACCGCGAAAUCGUUGCUCUUAGUGGUGCCCAUGCUCUUGGCCGCUGCCACACGGACCGUAGUGGCUAUGACGGCCCAUGGACUUUCAGUCCUACUGUCCUUACCAACGAAUAUUACCGCCUCCUGCUUGAUGAGCAGUGGAACUGGAGAAAGUGGAACGGCCCCAAGCAGUUCCAGGACAAGUCCAGCAAGUCGCUCAUGAUGCUUCCCACCGACAUGGCUCUGGUCAAAGACAAGGCCUUCAAGCCACAUGUCGAGCGCUUUGCCAAAGACAAUGAUGUGUUCUUUGGCGAAUUCCGGGACUGCGUUGUCAAGCUUUUCGAACUUGGUGUACCAUUUACCAGCUCCGAGAGCGACAGAUUCACUUUCAAGGCUAGCACUGACGAGUGAACCAACGAACCUUUUGUCGUUUGAAACAUUUCUGUUCUUGUAAGGCUUUUGUUUGAAUGGAUUGCGAUUUUUCUUGGUGUGAUAUCAGCUUUGUUUUUGCGAAAAUAUUCUCCAGCGUUGCAGCAUCUUGUACUUAAUUCUUCACCUCCAUCUGCGUCACAGCCAGCAGUGGCAUUUUAAAGCAUGGCGGCCUACGCUCGCCACGGCUAGAUCUAUUAGAGAUACACUAAACUAGAUCUAUAAAGGCAUAUUGAUUCUAAUAUUGUCGUUUAGUUCAUCACAUUGUUCUGAGAGAAAAGCUGGGAACGUCGAACGUCUUCAUCCAAUGUCACCAGACAAUGUAACUCAUAGGCACGAAUUGUCGGGC
Molecule: messenger RNA, 1686 nt
Organism: Xylona heveae TC161
Lineage: Eukaryota; Fungi; Ascomycota; Xylonomycetes; Xylonales; Xylonaceae
Product: class II peroxidase
Exons: 3
Coding region: 204-1319 (371 amino acids)
Biological process (GO): hydrogen peroxide catabolic process; response to reactive oxygen species; cellular response to oxidative stress
Molecular function (GO): peroxidase activity; heme binding
Source: RefSeq, a predicted model, not a curated record